AUGAAAAACAAAACCAAACAAAUAAAUAAUGAUGAUGACGAUGAUAAAGAAGAAAUGAAAAGAAUAAAAUUAUUUAACCAAAGAUUAAAGGAAAUAAAAAUUCAAGAAUCACCUGAAGAUAUUGCACGUUAUUUAGAAGAGAGAAGGAGAAGAUAUCCUUCAAAAGCAAAUAUUGAAGCAAAAAAGAAAGAAGAAGAAGACGCUAGAAAAAGAGGUGAACUUUUAUAUAAUAAUAAUAAUAAUUCUAAAAAAAAACAAACUCCUGAUAAAAAGAAAAAACUUGAAAAUCAAACUUCAAAAAAUAAUAAUAAAUCAUCCACUACUAAAACUGAACUAACAAAUACCACCACCAAUACAAGCUCCACAACCAACCCCACUACUGACACAACCACCACCACCACCAAUGUAGUAUCAAUACAAAAAGAAAAUGAAAAUCAAGAAAAAGAAAAUAAUGAUAAUGAUAAUGAUAAUGAACCAAUUGAAGUUCCAUCAACUUUAGAGUUUAAUAAAUUUGAAGAAAAACCGAUAAAAGAAGUAAAAGUAAAUACUGCCAGUAGCAAUAAAAGAAAUAAAAAAAGAAAUAAUCCAAAAAAAGUAAAAGAAGAACCUCAAGUUAAUAAAUUCCAAGAUUCACUUUUUACCAAAUUAUUUGAAAGAGAUAUUUCAGCUGAAAAUAAUAUUAUUCUCCAAUGUUUUAGACAUUUUGCAAACAAAAUUAACCAAAUUAAUGGUAAUGAUAAAUUGGAUGAAAAGAAAGAAAUUUAA
Messenger RNA from Dictyostelium discoideum AX4, 765 nucleotides. RefSeq lists its product as hypothetical. Lineage: Eukaryota; Evosea; Eumycetozoa; Dictyosteliales; Dictyosteliaceae. Gene Ontology annotation, molecular function: RNA binding. The transcript has 3 exons. The record is from RefSeq and is a predicted model, not a curated record. The coding region runs from base 1 to 765 and encodes 254 amino acids.